This is a messenger RNA of Chenopodium quinoa (quinoa), 4230 nucleotides long. RefSeq names its product DNA topoisomerase 1 alpha-like. Lineage: Eukaryota; Viridiplantae; Streptophyta; Magnoliopsida; Caryophyllales; Amaranthaceae. The coding region runs from base 355 to 3372 and encodes 1005 amino acids. The record is from RefSeq and is a predicted model, not a curated record. The transcript is spliced from 16 exons. Gene Ontology annotation, cellular component: chromosome; nucleolus. Gene Ontology annotation, biological process: DNA replication; chromosome segregation; DNA topological change. Gene Ontology annotation, molecular function: DNA topoisomerase type I (single strand cut, ATP-independent) activity; DNA binding.
UACUUAUAAAGCUCGACUCGUCCCAUUAAACUAUCCAUAAUUGGACGAUCUCACGAUCGUAUAAGAGUAAUAAGACCCGGCCCAUAUAUUUUUGGACGGAUCUUACCCAUUAUAACUGGGGCUUUUAUUAAUGGGGCUCCAACCCAUUAAAUUUCUCUGUCAACAACGAAACCAAAAAAAAAAAAAAAAAAAAAAAAAAAAAAAAAAAACAAACGGAUGAAUAUAGCCCUGCCUAGUUCUUCCUUCUCUCUCCUCCUCCAUUGAAGCGCACUCAACAUCGCACUUCACCUUCUCCUUCCAAUACCUCUUUCCUCCAUUAAAGCAGCUUCUGAGGUUUUUGAUUAGAACCCUUUAAUGUUAGGACGGAACUAUGAAAAUGGAUCUUUUAACCAUGCGCCCGCCAAUCCGGCUGCGGCCUGUGAGGAUAGUGAUGAUGAGGAUACCCCAUUAGUUUUUACUAGAAGAAAAACAACCCCAAUAAGCUCGGAAUUAAAGAAUUCUUCAUUGUCAGUGAGAAAUGAUAAGCCGUCGGGGAAGUUGGGUUCUGAUGCUAGAACCUUGAAUGAUCGAGGUUCUAGUGCUUUGAAGGGGAAGACGGUUUCAUCUUCGAAGCCGUCUUCUUCAAAGCCGACUCUUGGAACUCAAAAAUCUCCACCUCCAUCCUCGAGAAACCUAAAGUCACCGCCUUUAUCAACUAGACCUUCUCCCUCUCCACCUUCAUCAACUCGACCUUCUCCAUCUCCACAACCUUCAUCGAAUAGACCUUCUCCAUCUCCUCCUUCAAACCGACCUUCUCCGUCUCCUCCUUCAACUCGACCUUCUCCAUCUCCACAGCCUUCAUCGAAUAGACCUUCUCCAUCUCCCCCACCAUCUAGGACAACAAAUAGCAAAUUACCUUCCACAAAUGGAGCUUCUUCAGCAAAUCACCAGCCAAAGAAGGAUAUUCCAGUUAAAGUUGAGAAGCGUUCUCCAGUUGCAGUUAAAGAAGAGAAGCGUGCUCCAGCUGUAGUUAAAGAGGAAAAGCUUGCUAAGCCAUUAGCUGAUGACUCUGAUGAUUCUGAUGAUGACAAGCCACUUAGUACAAGAUGCUCUGUUGGUUCAAAGAAAGGAAUUUCCAACAUGGCUGAAGGCAAGUCUUGUAGUAGUGAUUCUGAGGAUGAUAAGCCUCUUUUUGCUAGGAUAGAUAAGGGAAGGGCUACUGCUGGAACAUCACAGACUCAAAAGUUAAAGGCCGGGAGUAUGAAACCAUCAGAUGAUUCAGAGGAUGAAAAACCUUUGUCAGCUAAGUUACAGAUGAAAGGCAACAAUGGGACAUCUGCUAUCAAGCAUGAUGAUUCUGAUGAAGACAAACCAUUGUCUUCUAAGCUACAACAAAAUGGAUCUAUUAAUAGGGAAACUCAAAUUAAGAAAGGACCUGUUAGUUCAAUUAAAAGGCCUUCAGCAGAUUCCUCUGCUGGUCAAUCUUCUAUAAAAAAGGCAAAGCUUUCAGAUGCAUCUACCUCAGGUAAAGCUAAGCAAAUACCUCUAAAAGCAAGGGUCAAGGAUGAUGAUGACCACAUUCCAAUAGGUCAACGGUUGAAUAAAUCUGCAUCAGGUAGUAAAUCCGUGCCAGCUAAAAAGGUCACUAAAGUUAAUUCUUCCAAGUUGAAGAAAGUCAAUAAGAAAUCAAAGAAAAUUAUGAAGAAAUCAAGUUACUCGAAGUCUUCAAAAGAGCUACCUAAUUCAGGUGAUGGGCAGAAAUGGACCACCCUGGUUCACAGUGGUGUUAUAUUUCCUCCUCCAUACCAGCCUCAUGGGGUUAAGAUGCUGUACAAUGGUAAACCAGUUGACCUCACACCUGAGCAGGAGGAGGUUGCUACUAUGUACGCUGUGAUGCUUGAGACAGAUUAUGUACAGAAGGAAAAAUUUAAUGAAAACUUCUUUACUGAUUGGAAAAAACUUCUUGGGAAGAACCAUGUGAUUCAGGACCUUAGCAAGUGUGAUUUUAGGCCGAUACAUGAAUGGCAUUUAAGUGAGAAGGAGAAAAAGAAACAAAUGACCACUGAUGAGAAGAAGGCAUUAAAAGAAGAGAAAUUGAAACUAGAAGAGAAGUAUAUGUGGGCUAUUGUUGAUGGUGUCAAAGAAAAGGUGGGAAACUUUAGAGUUGAGCCUCCUGGGUUGUUUAGGGGCCGUGGAGAGCAUCCCAAGAUGGGGAAACUCAAAAAACGUAUUCAUCCAAGUGACAUUACAAUAAAUAUAGGAAAAGACGCUCCGAUUCCAGAAUGUCCCAUCCCUGGUCAGAGUUGGAAAGAAGUACGGCAUGACAACACAGUUACAUGGUUAGCUUAUUGGAAUGAUCCCAUAAACCCAAAAGAGUUCAAGUAUGUGUUCUUGGCAGCUAGCAGUACGUUGAAGGGGCAAAGUGACAAGGAAAAAUAUGAGAAAGCAAGGAAGUUGAAGGACUACAUUGAAGGUAUUCGAACAACAUAUAAAAAGAAUUUUAGGAGCAACGAUAUGACCAGGAAACAGAUAGCAGUUGCUACCUAUCUCAUUGAUAGACUUGCUUUGAGGGCGGGUAAUGAAAAGGAUGAUGAUGAAGCAGAUACAGUUGGUUGUUGUACAUUGAAAGUGGAAAACGUAAUACCAAAAGAAGGGUGUAUAUUGGAGUUUGAUUUUCUUGGUAAAGAUUCGAUCAAGUACUACAAACAAUUUGCUGCUGACAAGGAUGUGUAUGAAGCAGUUAAGAUUUUCAGACAAGGGAAGCGUGACGGUGAUGAUCUCUUUGACAAGUUGGACACUAGCAAGUUGAAUGCUCAUCUGAAAGAACUAAUGCCUGGUCUCACUGCUAAAGUAUUCCGUACGUUUAAUGCAUCUGUCACUUUGGAUGACAUGCUUGCUAAAGGGGUUGGAAGUGGAGAGGUGCCAGAAAAAAUAGCCAGUUAUCAGCAUGCAAACAAGGAGGUUGCAAUCAUUUGUAAUCAUCAACGUGCAGUAUCAAAGUCUCAUUCUACACAGAUGGAUAGACUUCAAGCAAAAAUAGAUGAAGCAAAGGCUGAGUUGACUGAACUGGAGAUGGAUUUGACUCGGGCAAAGAAAGGAAAACCUCCAUUGAAGGACAGUAAUGGAAAGCAAAAGAGAAAUUUGACCCCCGAAGCGAUUGAGAAAAAGAUUCUCUCAGUGAAGACAAAAAUUGACAAAUAUGAGCGCGAUAUGAAAAGUAAAGAAGAUCUCAAAGAAAUCGCUCUGGGCACAUCAAAGAUAAACUAUCUUGAUCCUCGGAUCACAGUUGCAUGGUGCAAAAGAAAUGAAGUCCCCAUUGAGAAAAUCUUUAAUAAGUCUUUGCUGGCAAAGUUCUCAUGGGCCAUGGAUUGCGAUCCCAGCUUCAGAUUUUGACUGCCUUUCAAUUAUCUCUUUCCAUGCCAUUACCCAUCAUCGAUAAAGGCUGGUAUUGCCAGAUUUCAUUUCUUUCAUACUUUGCUCCUCCAGAUUCUUGUGCUCGCUGUUGGGUCUAUGGAACCUUGGGUUUUUCAGCUUUAAUCUGUCUGAGCGGCCUUUUCUUUAUUUUUCCUUUGCUAUUCUAAGACAACGGGAAAUUGAGACAAUCCUCUGCUGAGUAGAAAUUUAGUGUUGUACCAUUAUUGUUUCAAUGCAUAAUUCAACAUUUCAAAAGGAAUUGUGGGCUGUUUGCAUUAGUGAAGCUGAUGAAGCAAGUUCAGUGGAUAUGAAAUACUGCCCCCGCCCCCCUACUGAUAUAACUUACAGAAUCCUGUUCUUUGUGCUAAGAUUGCUAAUGUAUUAUGUAUAGACCCUUUUCAGAAAUUAAUGUACAAGUAUAGCAGGUUAAUUUGAUUGCAUUUUGAGGCAGGGUUCAAUUACACCGAUAAUGCAGCGUAUAUUUGACCCUACACCUUGUUCACAUAGAAGCAGAAACUGGAAGUUUUCAAUUGAGAUCCAUAUCCGCUGGUUGACUAUGUGUGAAGCUUUAUUCCGUUUUAAUUUUUUUUUUUUUUUUUUUUUUUAAAUUUGUAUACCAAGUUCUGCCAAGGCAAUGGCAACUUGGUGGAUAGAGGAUGGGAUGUGAAACUCAAUUUUCCCAGUUUUUUCAUCUCAUAGGAUUGUUACUAAUUUUUUUUAUAUUUUUUAAUCGUUUUGCCUUACGGGUUAUGUAUUCUAAUGUUGGGUACUCCUUUGUUUGGCUACUGAUUUUCAUCAAGUUUUUUGGCAUGUUCAAUGCACGAGUUAUUUCUUAUA